This is a messenger RNA of Saprolegnia diclina VS20, 1604 nucleotides long. RefSeq lists its product as hypothetical. NCBI's taxonomy places the organism in Eukaryota, Oomycota, Saprolegniomycetes, Saprolegniales, Saprolegniaceae. The coding region runs from base 15 to 1490 and encodes 491 amino acids. Gene Ontology annotation, molecular function: N,N-dimethylaniline monooxygenase activity; NADP binding; flavin adenine dinucleotide binding. The record is from RefSeq and is a predicted model, not a curated record. The transcript has a single exon.
AUGAUCACAACAACAUGGCGAUGGGCAAAAGCCGUCGCGUCGCCAUCAUUGGCGCUGGCGUCUCGGGGCUUGGGCUCGCGAUCCAGCUCCAGCGCUCGGGCCGGCAUGACGAUGUCGUGCUCUUUGAGAAGGCGAGCGACCUCGGCGGGACGUGGCGCGACAACACGUACCCCGGCGCCGAGUGCGACGUCGAGGCCGAGCUGUACACGUUUUCGUUCGAGCCCAACCCGUUGUGGUCGGCGACGUACCCGAGCCAAGCCGAGAUCUUGGCGUACCUCGAGCAUUGCGCGACCAAGUAUGACGUCCGACGCCGUAUCCGCUUCAACACGACGAUCGACCACAUCGUAUACGACGCGACAAGUCGCACGUACCUUCUCACGACCACCGCCGGCGACAGUGAGACCUUUGACGUCGCCGUCUCGGCCGUCGGGUUGCUCCACCGACCGUUCGUGCCCGAGAUCCCCGGCGCGUCGACGUUUGCUGGCGCGGCGUUUCACUCGGCCGCCUGGGACCACAGCGUCGAUUUGCGCGGUAAGCGGGUUGCACUCGUCGGGUCGGCCGCCAGCGCCAUCCAGAUCGGGCCUGCGCUCGCACCGAUCGCGUCGCAGCUGGUCCUCUUCCAGCGCAGUGCCCACUGGGUGAUCCCAAAGAGCGUCCGUCGCUUUUCGUCGACCGAGAUGUGGCUGGCGCGCCGCUGGUCGUGCUACCACCGCGCGCGGCGCUGGUUCUGGUACCUCCUCCGCGAGCGCAUCGUGUACUUUGUGCUCUGGCGUCACUACGUGGGAUGGCUCCGGGUGAUCUUUGCCUGCGGCUCGCAGCUCUUCUUGCGGUGGCACGUAGGCGACCCAGCGACGCGCGCCCUGCUGACGCCGUCGUACCCGUUUGGCGGCAAGCGCGUCUUGGUCUCGGACGACUACUACCCCAUGUUCAAGCGCCACAACGUGUCGAUCGAGUCCAAGCCGAUCGCGCGCGUCAUGGCCGACGGGCUCACGACGACCGACGGCGCUGUCCACAAAGUCGAUGCGAUCGUCUUUGCCACCGGGUUCACGCCCACGUCGUUUCUAACGCCCAUGGGCGUUCGCGGCGUCGGUGGCCAGCGCCUCCACGACGCCUGGGACGGCUACCCGCACGCGUACCUCGGCAUGCAAGUGCACGGGUUUCCCAACUUUUUCAUGAUGUAUGGGCCCAACACCAACUCGGCCCACAGCUCGAUCGUGCUCAUGAGCGAAGCGCAAGCCAACUACAUUGUGCAGUGCUUGCGGGCGCUCGAUGCGCAAAACGCGGACGUGAUGGACGUGACGAGCGAGGUGAACGGAGCGUACCAGCGCGAGAUGGCGCGCCGCUGCGAGACCAUGAUCUGGGCCGACGUCGCCGCGUCACCAUACAAGGACGCGACAAGCGGCAGAAUCACAACCAUGUGGCCUGGCCCGAUGCGCGAGUACGUCGCUCGGACGCGCAGCGUCAACGUCGGCGACUACACGUUUGGUUGACGCGCGAUCACUUUUUGUUCGAGCAGUUGUAUGUCAAGCCAUUAUUUUAGCAAGGUCAUAAACUCUUGGCUUUAGCUAUGAACAAUAAGCUAAUUGUCUAUUAGAUUUACUCUA